GAACAAAUCCGAACUUAAUUUGAAAUAACCUGAACUCCAAUAAUCAUUCACUUCGUUUGCGAUCCCAGUCACAAGUCACUCCUACACUGGCCUAAACUCGUCCAGAGCCCGGCCUCGUUAGCGCAGGCGUCGAUGUAUUGAGGAGGUGGAGAAGAAAGCCACAGUUGUCAGUUAUCACACCAAAUUCGCCAGAGAUUUCCACAGCUUCGCGACAGGGGGAGGCACACAAAGUUGAAAUUUUUUUGGAGUGGGAAAGAGGAGGCACAGAUUACUCUGUUUGAAGGCAAGUUGUCCAUUCACCUUGAACAAUUUCAAUAUACUAAAAGGGCCCAAAUUAAUCUUUAUGAUUUCAAUACCAUUAUCAUCAUCUUUGUGCCCCGUUUCAUCCCAUCUUCAUAGACCUAUACUGAAUAUCUUCGCACAACCUUCAAAAUCUCACUUUUGCUCAUACUAUCUUAAAUGUCACAAAUGCCCCUCACUCUCUACAACUGCUUCAAGUAAAGGAAAAUGUUUUGUAGUUAGCGUUGAGGAUGUUGUGGAGAAAGACUGGUCAUUUCUUGACAACGACAAUGGUGAAGAAAAUUAUAAUCAAAACAUUGACAGAAUUAUAAGCGCCGGAGGGAUAUCAAACAAUUCAAAGGUUCUAGUUUCAAUCAGUUCCGAAGAAUUUGUGGAUAGAGUUGUUGAUUCAUCCCCUAGCAAACAAGUUCUUGUGGUUCAUGAUUCUCUCUUUGCAUUGGCAUGCAUCAAAGAGAAAUAUGACAAUGUUAAAUGUUGGCAAGGGGAACUUGUCCAUGUGCCCGAAAAGUGGGCUCCUUUUGAUGCAGUGUUUAUCUACUUCCUUCCUGCCAUACCCUUUGCGCUUAGUCAAGUUUUGGACACACUUGGGAAGCGAUCUGUGGCAGGUGCAAGAAUUGUGAUAAGUCACCCCCAAGGCAGGCAAAUGCUUGAAGAACAACGCAAGCAAUUCCCCGACGUGAUAGUCUCGAACUUGCCAGAUAUGGAAACACUUCAAGACGCUGCAGUUGAGAACUCGUUUGAGGUUCUUAACUUUGUCGACAAACCGGGGUUUUACCUUGCUGUCCUGAAAUUCAAGGGAGGGGCUUAAUUAGCAAGAUAAACUGCCAUAGAAGAUUUUAGCAGCAAAGAACCACAAAUCCAAUAUGUAUUCCAACAGUCAAAGUCUGGUGAGUGUAGGAUAGGAUAUAUGCAGACCUUAUCCCAUACUUCAAUUUAGCCUCUUGUGGAUUUAUAAUUUUGGAAUACUUUUAUUGAAUAAUUUUGUUGAACACUCUUUGGAUUUCCCUGGCCAUUUUUACACUUCAAUAACUUACAUUGAUUAUCCAUUUUUUUUUGGAUUUCCCUAGCCUUCACAAUAAACUUAUGGUAUGUUU
Molecule: messenger RNA, 1394 nt
Organism: Cuscuta campestris
Lineage: Eukaryota; Viridiplantae; Streptophyta; Magnoliopsida; Solanales; Convolvulaceae
Source: the annotation of a GenBank genome assembly